AUGACAGCAACAACAACCUCACCUUCCACAUUUUCCCUCUUCUCCAGUCUCGCUCUUGAGUUGCGCACUCAAAUAUGGCAAGGAUCUCUUCCCUCCGAAUUUCCUCCAGCACUCUACUUCUACAAAAAAGGAUGUUGGCAACCCCGAAUUUUCACCGAAUUUGACCCAGGUUACUACGAUGAAGUCAGUGAACAAUUCAGCACUGAAGAUCUGAACAGAAACUUCGAAUUCCGCUACGAUCUUCUUGAUAAUAUUCACGUUCAGACGCCUCUCUUAUUUGUGAAUCAUGAGGCUCGAAAGAUCACCCUCAGUUGGGCACGCAGUCAUGGUAUCGAAAUAUGCGGAGAUCCACUUGUCCCACGCUUAUCUCUUCCUUUCAACCCCGUUCGGGAUAUACUCUAUGUAUCUGCUGAUAAAUGGGAUGAGCUUUUCAUUGAACCCCAUGAUCGAUCUGCUGAGGAAGACAUGAUUAAUCUAACUCAUGGAACAUUCAAUGAAGUUAAGCGUCUUGCUGUGCCAGAAUCGAUGCUUGGAGUUUACUUCGCCAUGGCCACCUUCGACGGAUUAUCUGAUUAUUAUAACAUCGAAGCACUGUAUGUCAUUAUCAAUACGCCACUGGGCUUACGUUCUGUCGAUGAUGAUUUGCAUGUGCAGUCGCGGUGGGAGUGUGAGAACUUGCCAUCAUGUACUUUUCUCUUAGACAGCAAAAGGUCGGUAUUUGAACUGAAAGAGAACGGAGACAAUGGGGAUGAUCAGAUCCAUCUUUUGACUAAGGAAAUCAGUCGAUAUUGA
Messenger RNA from Botrytis fragariae, 792 nucleotides. RefSeq lists its product as uncharacterized. The coding region runs from base 1 to 792 and encodes 263 amino acids. The transcript has a single exon. Lineage: Eukaryota; Fungi; Ascomycota; Leotiomycetes; Helotiales; Sclerotiniaceae. The record is from RefSeq and is a predicted model, not a curated record.